Nyctereutes procyonoides (raccoon dog) is the source of this 4104-nucleotide messenger RNA. It is a transcript of the gene TXNRD2, whose product is annotated as thioredoxin reductase 2. Gene Ontology annotation, molecular function: glutathione-disulfide reductase (NADPH) activity; thioredoxin-disulfide reductase (NADPH) activity; flavin adenine dinucleotide binding. The transcript is spliced from 20 exons. NCBI's taxonomy places the organism in Eukaryota, Metazoa, Chordata, Mammalia, Carnivora, Canidae. The record is from RefSeq and is a predicted model, not a curated record. Bases 2336 to 3754 code for a protein of 472 amino acids. Gene Ontology annotation, biological process: cell redox homeostasis; glutathione metabolic process; cellular response to oxidative stress. Gene Ontology annotation, cellular component: cytosol; mitochondrion.
GGGAGGGGCGCGGCGGGGGCCACACGCAGCAGGUGCUCAACGCGUGCCCGCACGGCCAGUCCCCGGGGAGGCGGGGCUGCGCGGGCGCCCGGGGCCGGGGCAGUGCCCGCUGGCCCUGCUGGAGCCACCGACGGGCACCGACCGGGCCGGGCCGGGCCGGGCCGGGCCCCGCGACAGCAGGCCCGCGGCGGUGAUGCGAGGCGCCGGAGCAGGGCCCGGGUCCGCCCCGCAGGACGGGCCCCCCAGAGCGAGCCCGGGGGGGGGGGGCGCCCGCCUGUGAGCGCGCACGCGCACUCCCCGCUGCACCCUGCGGGUCUCACCCACCCCCAGACCUUGCCCCUGGACCGCUGCGCCUGGGGGACAAGGGUUGAGGCCCCCGAGCCAGGGACGGAUGAGGCCUUCUUCCCGGAGAUGGUGACUGCGGGAGAAGGGGCCGGCGCCUGGCCCGCAGUGGAUGGAGCCGACCGCGGACACGGAAGGCCCGUGGCCGAGGCUGAGUGCUGCUGUGGCGUGGGGAGCCUGGGGCCUGCAGAGCCCCGGGAGGUGGGCAGAGAGGUGCCCUGAGGGGGGCUUUGCUGACCCCCGGGACCUUGGCCAGGGCACCCAGUCAGCGUUCUUGCUGCAGGAGUCAGGGGGCCGUUGGUGAGGAUCAAUGCAGCUGUGCAGUGGGGCCCUCAGCCCACCUGUCGCAAGGAAAAGAUGUAGAAAGGGGAGCUGCCACUGCCGUCACAAGUCCAGGGCCCUGCCGGCCACAUAACCUGGGCCUUGUGGCAGAGCAGAACGGCCUUGGGGUGCAGCUUUUCGUGUCCAGCUGGGCAAUACCAAAGAUCCUGCCCCCACAGUCCUCCAGCAGCGAGGGGAAGGAAGCCCCAGACUAGAGCUUACUUAGCUGCAGUGGCGGGGGGCUGGCAGGCCAGGGCACAGGGCCAACCCCCCACAAGGAGGCCCAGAGCUCUUACAUCUGAGCCCAGCUUUUCAUCUGAGAGCAGGAAGGUACCUGCCCCGUCCCAGCCCUGGGGGUGGCCUACUCAGUAAUAUAGCAGAAUGACACUAUUGCUGGUGUCCCCUGUUCCCUAAUACCUGCUACCAGGAAAGAAUGCCCAGUGGGGAGGAUCAGACAAGGGGAUUCCCAAGGUGGCUCCCUGAGGUGACUAGUGUGCCCCUGGACACACAGGAAAGCCUCUGCUUGCCCUCCCAGGGCAGUGCACCAUUCACUUAGCCUCACCACACUUGCUGGAUGCCAGGCCCCCAGUUCAGACAGGACCUGAAAAUAAAAGGACAGUGGGCUCAGAGUGAAGAGAAGACAGCCCCUUUCGGGACUGAGCCCUGAACCCACGGUGGGAAAGGUGAGGCCAGAAGGCUGCACCAGGCACUGGAGUGCACAGGUGUGUGCCCAGGUAACCCCUGCAGAGCAGCGCCCACCUCAUCUGCCUUGCUGGUGCUUGAGGCGGGGUACUCUUCCCCGUGUUUACUGGAUGGUUCGUGCUGCUGGGUACGCGCCGCAGGCGGGGAAAACAAACCCACAAAGAUAAGCUCACAGUCCACGUGGCCAGUUGCUCGCCCUGCCUGAUAGCAGGCGGAGGGGACGCAGUGUGGAGCUGAGGACACCGGGAACUAGCGGGGACCCUGCUCGGUCAGCCGAAGGACCGGCAGCAGCACCUGCAAUGGAAGGUUGUGCUCCUGGGGCCCAGCAGCCGCUCCUCUCCAACCAACAGUCUGUCUUCGGUUCUUUGGGCUCAUGUCAAAGCCACCAGAAUCACUGACAAAGCUGAGGUCUCUUCAGAGCCCUGAGUUGAAUUUGGAAUUGGGUCCCCUUUGGACUGGCUCUUUGAACCAAGCUGUGACUCCCUUGGAUCCCGUGUUUGCCUGUACACACAUCUCAGGUGUCCUCAGAUGCUGCCUGCAGGGCAGAAGUUGGGGUGGGCCCAGCCUUGGGGUGGGCGCCGUGGAGCCUCUCCCCGGAGAGGAGCCCCGGAUGCAGCUCCUGGGGGGGCUCCCCUAGCCUUGUCACCUGCAAACCAGGGCCUCCUCUAGGCUGGAGUUCCUGUGUCCUGGCAGGGGUACAGGCUCUGGACCCCGGUCUGCACGGCACCUACAGAGCUGAGGUCCCUGAGGGACGCAGGACACACCCUUGCCGCCAGGAAAAGGUCCAGGACAGCAGAACUAUGAUCUUCUGGUGAUUGGCGGGGGAUCUGGCGGCCUGGCCUGUGCCAAGGAAGCUGCUCAGCUGGGAAAGAAGGUGGCUGUCGUAGACUACGUGGAGCCUUCCCCCCGAGGUACUAAGUGGGGCCUCGGUGGCACAUGCGUGAACGUUGGCUGCAUCCCCAAGAAGCUGAUGCACCAGGCAGCGCUGCUGGGGAGCAUGAUUCGAGACGCCCCCCACUACGGCUGGGAUGUGGCCCAGCCGGUCCUGCAUGACUGGAGGACGAUGGCAGAAGCCGUGCAGAACCAUGUGAAGUCCCUGAACUGGGGGCACCGGGUCCAGCUGCAGGAUAGGAAAGUCACGUACUUUAACGUCAAGGCCAGCUUUGUCAAUGAGCACACAGUUUGCGGUGUUGCUAAAGGCGGGAAAGAGACUCUGCUUUCGGCUGAGCACAUCGUCAUUGCUACUGGAGGGCGACCGAGGUACCCUACCCACAUCGAAGGCGCCUUGGAAUAUGGAAUUACAAGUGAUGACAUCUUCUGGCUGAAGGAAUCUCCUGGAAAAACGGACAAGAAGAGACCCCAAAUUACCUUCAAGAAAGCAGGACGCUUGCUCGUUUAUGGGAUUUCAGCUCUACCCAUGCGACCCAUGCAGUCAAGGACACCUGCAUCUGAAUGGCUGAGCUGGCCCUGGCCUUCUCCCAGGUUGGUGGUCGGGGCCAGCUAUGUGGCCCUGGAGUGUGCUGGCUUCCUUACGGGGCUCGGACUGGACACCACCAUCAUGAUAAGAAGCAUCCCCCUCCGGGGCUUUGACCAGCAAAUGUCUUCCUUGGUCACGGAAUACAUGGCCUCUCAAGGCACCCGGUUCCUGAGAGGCUGUACCCCCUCAAGAGUGCGGAGGCUCCCAGAUGGCCAGCUCCAGGUUACCUGGGAGAACCUCACCUCCGGCAAGGAGGACAUGGGCACCUUCGACACUGUCCUGUGGGCCAUAGGUCGAAUUCCAGAAACCAAAAGUCUGAAUUUGGAGAAGGCUGGAGUAAACACCAACCCCAAGAGUCAGAAGAUCCUGGUCAAUGCUCAGGAGGCCACCUCCGUCCCCCACAUUUAUGCCAUCGGAGACGUAGCAGAGGGGCGGCCCGAGCUGACACCCACGGCUAUAAUGGCAGGAAGGCUCCUGGCCCAGCGGCUGUGCGGUCAGGCCUCGGACGUGAUGGAUUAUGACAACGUCCCCACCACAGUCUUCACCCCGCUGGAGUACGGCUGUGUGGGGCUGUCGGAGGAGGAGGCCGUGGCUCGCCACGGAGAGGAGCACGUGGAGGUUUAUCACGCGUAUUAUAAACCACUGGAGUUUACAGUGGCUGAACGGGAUGCAUCCCAGUGUUACGUAAAGAUGGUGUGCCUGCGGAAGCCCCCGCAGCUGGUCCUGGGCCUGCACUUCCUCGGUCCCAACGCGGGCGAAGUCACUCAAGGAUUUGCUCUGGGGAUCAAGUGUGGAGCCUCCUAUGCGCAGGUGAUGCGGACCGUGGGCAUCCACCCCACCUGUGCUGAGGAGGUGGCCAAGCUGCGUAUCACCAAGCGCUCGGGCCUGGACCCCACUGUGACAGGCUGCUGAGGGUAAGCAGCCAUCCCUGCCAGGCCAAGGGCCCGUGGCACACCGGUAGCCCCACAGCCAGGUUCUUCGGAGGCUCAGAUUCAGGUACACGAGGACGCUGGAGGCCUCACCCCUGCCUGGAGAGCCCCGAGGUAGUUGGCAUGGGUGGCCCCCGGACGGACUGCCGCGUGCCCUGCAGGGAUGGCUCUGGGGCGCUGAGCCCCAGCCCCUCACGCACCCUCCCACCUGGACCAGCCCCGCCAGGCCCCGAUGCCAGAAGAUGACAACGUGUGCAGAAACCCCCCUGUGGGCUGCCCACGUCCGAGCCCCCUGGCGUUUCUGGAAUGUAAAUAAAGAGGGUGUUUUCCUGA